AUGAAUAUAUACGAUGAUGCACUACAAAUUGCAAAAUUCCAAGCAAUCGUUGCCAUUUCUGCCACGAUUCCCGGCUAUUUUCUGGCGGUUUACAUGAUUGAUUAUGUUGGGAGAGUCAAGCUUCAAGCAACCGGAUUCUUUUUCAUGGCAGUAAGUUUGUUUACAAUUGCUUUUGUUAACAAAAGCACUUGGAGAUCCGAACCCGAAGCUGAUUCAGGUAUUGGGUUUAUGAUACUUUAUGGGCUUACAUUCUUUUUUGCUAAUUUUGGGCCGAACACCACCACAUUUAUAGUUCCAGCAGAGCUUUUUCCGGCGAGGUUCCGGGCAACGUGUCAUGGGGUUUCCGGCGCUGCUGGGAAAGUUGGGGCGAUAAUCGGGUCGGUUGGGUUUUUAUGGGCCUGUCGUGACCCACCAAAUGGGCUUGGGGUGUCGCAUACUUUGAGGGUAAUGGGUUUAGUCUGUGUUUUGGGGUUUUUUGUAACGUAUUUUCUUACGCGGGAGACGAUGGGCCGGUCGUUGGAGGAGAAUGAGAAUGUUGAUGAGUUUACUGGUGUUUGUUUUAUCAGAUUUUGGCCCCAUAAAGUUUGGGCCAAAAGAUUUGAUGAAACAAUUGUGAAUGAUCGUUUACAUCUGUCUUUAUCAAAUGCAAUGUAA
Molecule: messenger RNA, 654 nt
Organism: Lactuca virosa
Lineage: Eukaryota; Viridiplantae; Streptophyta; Magnoliopsida; Asterales; Asteraceae
Source: the annotation of a GenBank genome assembly